This is a messenger RNA of Drosophila elegans, 1807 nucleotides long. RefSeq names its product homeotic protein antennapedia (gene Antp). NCBI's taxonomy places the organism in Eukaryota, Metazoa, Arthropoda, Insecta, Diptera, Drosophilidae. The transcript has 4 exons. Gene Ontology annotation, molecular function: DNA-binding transcription factor activity, RNA polymerase II-specific; RNA polymerase II cis-regulatory region sequence-specific DNA binding. Gene Ontology annotation, cellular component: nucleus. The record is from RefSeq and is a predicted model, not a curated record. Gene Ontology annotation, biological process: anterior/posterior pattern specification; negative regulation of transcription by RNA polymerase II. The coding region runs from base 2 to 1159 and encodes 385 amino acids.
GAUGACGAUGAGUACAAACAACUGCGAGAGCAUGACCUCGUACUUCACCAACUCGUACAUGGGGGCGGACAUGCACCAUGGCCACUACCCGGGCAACGGGGUCACCGACCUGGACGCCCAGCAGAUGCACCACUACAGCCAGAACGCGAGCCACCAGGGCAACAUGCCCUAUCCGCGCUUCCCGCCCUACGACCGCAUGCCCUACUACAACGGCCAGGGGAUGGACCAGCAGCAGCAGCAGCAGCAGCAGCACCAGGUCUACUCCCGCCCGGACAGCCCCUCCAGCCAGGUGGGCGGGGUCAUGCCCCAGGCGCAGACCAACGGCCAGCUGGUGGUGCCCCAGCAGCAACAGCAGCAGCAGCAGCAGCAACAGCCCACGCAGAACCAGCAGCAGCAGCAGGCGCAGCAAGCCCCGCAGCAGCAACUGCAGCAGCAGCUGCCGCAGGUGACGCAACAGGUGACACAUCCGCAGCAGCAGCAGCAGCAGCCCGUCGUCUACGCCAGUUGCAAGCUGCAGGCGGCCGUCGGCGGACUGGGCAUGGUGCCCGAAGGCGGUUCGCCCCCGCUGGUGGAUCAGAUGUCCGGACACCACAUGAACGCCCAGAUGACGCUGCCCCACCACAUGGGACAUCCGCAGGCGCAGUUGGGCUACACGGACGUGGGCGUUCCCGACGUGACAGAGGUCCAUCAGAACCACCACAACAUGGGCAUGUACCAGCAGCAGACGGGCGUUCCGCCGGUGGGGGCACCGCCCCAGGGAAUGAUGCACCAGGGCCAGGGUCCGCCGCAGAUGCACCAGGGCCACCCAGGCCAACACACGCCCCCUUCCCAAAACCCGAACUCGCAGUCCUCGGGGAUGCCGUCUCCACUGUAUCCCUGGAUGCGAAGUCAGUUUGGUAAGUGUCAAGAACGCAAACGCGGAAGGCAGACGUACACCCGGUACCAGACGCUGGAGCUGGAGAAGGAGUUCCACUUCAAUCGCUACUUGACCCGCCGGCGGAGGAUCGAGAUCGCCCACGCCCUGUGUCUCACGGAGCGCCAGAUAAAGAUUUGGUUCCAGAAUCGGCGCAUGAAGUGGAAGAAGGAGAACAAGACGAAGGGCGAGCCGGGAUCCGGAGGCGAGGGCGAUGAGAUAACGCCACCCAACAGUCCGCAGUAGAUCCGACGCACCAGUUAAAUGAAAUUUCUAUCUAAAUACAAUUUACGUUAGUUCCGAGAGCGCAAAUGAAUUUACUUCGAUCCCAGAGGACUAUCUACUACCUAUCCAAUCCGUUGAACUUCGCGUGAACUAAACUAAACUAAACUAAACAAAGAGCAGUGCUGAGAACGCUGCCUACAACUUAGUUAAUUGUUAUUAUUUUCUACUUAUUAUUUAAUUGUACACGAAUGGCAAGUGGAGAAAGCGAAAUAAGAUAAACGUAAAGGUAACGAUUACGAUAAAGAUAAAGAUAAAGAUACAAGAUACAAGUAAAGCGUAAAACUCAAACAAAACCAACUCAUGUGACCUCAGAUCUAAAUAAGCUAUAUUUAACUAUAAUGCAUAUAUAUACACAUAAAUAUAUGGAUAACUAUACAUGAUACCAAGUAAAGCUAAAGGCAAGGAGUUAUAUAUAAAUAAAUAUAUAUGAAGCAUAUAUACUAUAUACACGAUAACAUUAGUUCUACGCGUCAUAAGUACUGUACGAUUAACUUAUAUAUACACCCCAGCAUAAACCCUAAACCUAAAGAUAAAACUAAAUCAAUGUUUGUAGCAGUCCUAGCGCAAAAGUAUAAAAUAAAAAUCAAUAAACAUCUUCGAAAAACCAAA